AUGGAAGAAAUCAGUCGGACGACAAGCCAUGGCGGUGGGAGGAGACCCCUGCCCAAUCCCCAACUUGCCUCUUCCUCGAUGCCGGAAGACGAGUAUGAAGAUAUCGUCGCGGAUCCCUCUCCCCACGGGCCUGGUUCCCGAGAACAGUGCGAUGGCUCAUUUCUCGACCCUUCGAAUAUAUGGAUAGAAUUUGAGGCGGUGAGGAGCUCUGCUGAGUACCACGUUGCUGAAUAUUUGCGCUACUUGGCCCAGUCUCGAUCACCCGCUAACGGCGGCGAGAUAUCGCAAGGAACCCCCAAAGUUUCAUCCACGGCCGCUCUCUGCACUCUUACGACUGGUAUGGCGGCGGUCGUCAACCACGCCAAAGCUGUUGUGCUCUUCUCGCAGUUCGCGUUUGUCGCGAGCGCCGUUACUCUCGCGGUGCCUCCCGCUUGA
Molecule: messenger RNA, 435 nt
Organism: Parascedosporium putredinis
Lineage: Eukaryota; Fungi; Ascomycota; Sordariomycetes; Microascales; Microascaceae
Source: the annotation of a GenBank genome assembly